This is a messenger RNA of Lotus japonicus, 1278 nucleotides long. Its product is annotated as histidine biosynthesis bifunctional protein hisIE, chloroplastic-like. Gene Ontology annotation, molecular function: phosphoribosyl-ATP diphosphatase activity; phosphoribosyl-AMP cyclohydrolase activity. The record is from RefSeq and is a predicted model, not a curated record. The coding region runs from base 202 to 1056 and encodes 284 amino acids. Gene Ontology annotation, biological process: L-histidine biosynthetic process. NCBI's taxonomy places the organism in Eukaryota, Viridiplantae, Streptophyta, Magnoliopsida, Fabales, Fabaceae. The transcript is spliced from 6 exons.
CACAUCAUAACCAUCCAAGGUUGUGUGUCUCAUUCUCCCUGUUGCGCUUUUGGAUGUUGGGGCUCUUCAGAUCGGCUCUACUCCACUGAAAUUCAUCCGCCGCGCCGUCAGGAGGUCGUCCGCAGUCGCCGCCGGUGUCAGCAGCCAGCCUUCCUCCACCUCCCACCGGCAAGUGGUUGUCAGAGGUGGUGUUUCAAUUCAAUGGCUGUUUCCUACGUUCACAUGCUUCAAUCUGCCAGAGGUUUCCACAAAUGCAACCUCUCAUUUUCCAGUCAUGAGUAUCCUAGACGCAGUUACAAGACCCACCACUUAGUUUUCGCUUCUAUGCACACAUCAAACCCCAAGGUAGACUCAUUUCUGGACAGUUUAAAAUGGGAUGAUAAAGGUUUGGCUGUGGCAAUAGCUCAGAAUGUUGACACAGGAGCCAUCCUAAUGCAAGGCUUUGCAAAUAGAGAAGCAGUGGUUACAACCAUAUCUUCUCGCAAGGCCACAUUCUAUAGCCGGUCACGAUCAGCAUUGUGGACGAAAGGAGAGACCUCUAAUAAUUUUAUCAAUGUUCAUGAUGUCUUUCUUGAUUGUGAUCGCGAUUCCAUAAUAUACCUUGGAAAACCUGAUGGGCCUACCUGCCACACAGGAGCAGAAACAUGCUACUAUACAUCAGUCUUUGACUUGUUAAAAGAACAAGAGGCUGAUGGAAAUAAAUUGGCAUUAACUUCUUUGUAUGACUUAGAGUCUACAAUAUCCCAGCGCAAAGCAGAGUUAGCAGAAGUAGAAAAUGGAAAGCCUUCUUGGACAAAGCGAUUAUUGCUUAAUGAUGAGUUGUUGUGCUCUAAAAUCAGAGAAGAGGCAAAUGAGUUGUGUCAAACACUAGAGAGUAAUGAGGACAAGUCGCGUACUGCUUCAGAGAUGGCUGAUGUACUGUACCAUGCCAUGGUUUUGAUGGCACGGAAAGAUGUCAAAAUGGAAGAUGUUUUGCAGGUUCUUCGGCAAAGAUUUUCCCAAUCUGGUAUUGAGGAAAAGAGAAGUCGUGCGUCCCAGAAAUCAGUGGACGGGUGAGUGUUUUCCCAAUAUAUAUAGCUUGUGUUCUUACCUAUGUAACUCUGGUUGAGUUAGGGUAACUUUUGUUCAAUAGAGUUCAGUUGAGAAUGUCAAGAACACCAUGUAAGAUGUAACUGUCAUUCUUCAUUUUCCAGAGUGAUGUUUUACUCAUUUCCAGAGGUUUUUAGUUAAUUGUAUUUACAAUUUUACAUGCAAGGUUGCAUGCUUAAAUAGCGCAAA